GGCACGACCUCUGACCCGCUACCUGCCAAUCCGGAAGGAGGACUUCGACCUGAAGACCCACAUUGAGUCGUCGGGCCACGGCGUCGAUACCUGCCUGCACGUGGUACUCAGCAGCAAGGUCUGCCGCGGCUACUUGGUCAAGAUGGGCGGCAAGAUUAAAUCAUGGAAGAAGCGCUGGUUUGUCUUCGACCGGCUCAAGCGCACCCUUUCCUAUUACGUGGACAAGCAUGAGACGAAGCUGAAGGGGGUCAUCUACUUCCAGGCCAUCGAAGAAGUGUACUAUGACCACCUGCGCAGUGCGGCCAAGAGCCCGAACCCAGCCCUCACCUUCUGUGUGAAGACCCAUGACCGGCUGUACUACAUGGUGGCGCCGUCCGCAGAGGCCAUGCGCAUCUGGAUGGACGUCAUCGUCACCGGAGCUGAGGGCUACACUCAGUUCAUGAACUGACCACACCACUCCUGGCGUGGGCCUCCUGGACCCUCAGGCCAGCCCGCCUGCUGCACGGCUCGGCCCCUGGAGAAGAGCCGCAGCCUGGGCCCCAGGCCGCGCAGGAGUGCUCCCAGAGCCCUUGUACAGGCCUUGGUACUGUUCUAAGGAGCGGGUCCUGUGACUGUCUGAGCUCAGGCCCCCUAAAGAACCAGCCAGCAGAUAAAAAGUGGGGAGGCUCCCGGGAACUCAGAAUUUGCAAUAACCCUUCAGGGUCCUGCCCCAGGCUGCGGAACUGGCAGAGGGGGCCUCAAGCUCUGACCUGGCACCUGCGCUCCCCAGCCGGUGUUUGCCUUCGCAAAGGACAAAUGAUGGUACCAGAAUCUGCCAAAGAUCCCCUCUUGCCUCAGCCCCCCCCGUUGCAGGGCCCUUGGGGGCUGAGGAGAGCCACCUCCGGAGUGGGGGAACAGCUCAGGCGGUGUACUUCUCAAACCCCGCUCUCCCGCAUUUUUGUUAUUACUUUGUUCAAGGGCCAGAGACCUCACGUGUCAGCCUUGAGGUCCCAACCCCAUACCCAUGGCCGUGGCUCUGGCUUCGCCCAUGCUUCAACCGUGGGCCCAUCUGAGGGUACGUACCGACAUCUCUCCAGCUGGGGGGGAAGGGACCAAACCCCCCCUCCAGCCCCCAGUCCAGCCCUCUCCCUUCCACUCGUGCCUUGCUUAGAGCCAGAAGGGACGAAGCUCAGACAUCCAGAGACUGGAGGAGGAGGGAAGUGGCAGGGAGAGGUGGCUAGACGGGUUCUGUACAGGCUGAGUGUCUAACGGGUGGAGGGCUGCUCAGACGCCCCCCGGGGGGAACCUGAGCAGGAGAGGAGGCAGCAGAGCGAGAGGACCCUGAGGUCUGGCUGCCCUCCCUUCAGCCUCGGAACGGUGACAGAAAUGGGGAGCAGAGGACCAGGCCACCAGCUGUCUGGCCUCGGCCCUUCAUGCCUUAACACUAAGCCCACCUCCCUGCCCACCACUGGGCCAUGGCUACUGGGUCAGUAUUUGUAAGCAUCUCAACAGAACAAUAAAGCAUUUGGAG
Neomonachus schauinslandi (Hawaiian monk seal) is the source of this 1510-nucleotide messenger RNA. Its product is annotated as pleckstrin homology-like domain family B member 1. The record is from RefSeq and is a predicted model, not a curated record. The transcript is spliced from 4 exons. NCBI's taxonomy places the organism in Eukaryota, Metazoa, Chordata, Mammalia, Carnivora, Phocidae. Gene Ontology annotation, biological process: regulation of microtubule cytoskeleton organization. Bases 143 to 448 code for a protein of 101 amino acids. Gene Ontology annotation, cellular component: basal cortex.